Molecule: messenger RNA, 1629 nt
Organism: Gordionus sp. m RMFG-2023
Lineage: Eukaryota; Metazoa; Nematomorpha; Gordioida; Chordodea; Parachordodidae
Exons: 8
Coding region: 37-1494 (485 amino acids)
Molecular function (GO): protein binding
Source: RefSeq, a predicted model, not a curated record
AAAAAAACAACUUAUUUCUAAUUCGAAACCUAUUGAAUGAUGAUGAAUACAUUCAAUGGGAAUAAUUGGCCUUCGGCUGGAUUUAAUAUAUUCUCGCCGGUGGAAGAAAGAUUAAACAAAUAUUUUCAAGAAUUAAAAGAAUUUGCACCCAUAUUCAGAGAGGAGUGCCCAAGUGUUAUAUCCGCUAUGGCCGUCCAUCCAUCCGGUAGAUUUUAUGCCUAUGGAGCAACUGAUCCAUUGUCUGUGAUAAUAAAAGAAUACCCUAAUCAAAUAAAUAGCUUAACCAAAUUGAAAAUGGUCAAAUUCACCUUUGACCUUAAAAGUUGCAACUUAAUAAAAACUCCUCCAAAUCAUCAAAACAUUGGUAAUGAAAUAUAUUCCAAAAAGAGAGAUUAUUCUAAUAAAAUUGAGCCAACUUUAUGCCAAACUAAUUUAAUAUCUUCCGAGAAUAUAGAUGAGAGCAAUAGCACUAUAAUUAAUAAUCAAAAACUCCAAAAUUCAAAUAAUAUAGCAAACAAUCAUCCUUUAACUAGAAUUUUAGAAAAAGCAAUAAUAUAUUCUCUAGCCUGGAGUCCUACUGGAAAACUUUUGGCUUGCGGAACGAGUCAUGGAACUAUUAAAAUACUCAAGUUCGACACUGAUUCAAUGACAAUCAAUAAAAAACUAUUAACGAACAUAAAUAUUCGGGGUAAAUUAGACCAGAAUGUUAGUGUCCCGAGCAAAAAAAGUAAGAACGAAAUAGUGAAAGAUUGUCUAUUCCUUCAGGACAACUUUAAUCAAAGUUGUCUCCUACUCAGUGUUGGGGGCGAUUCUGCUCACAAUGUAAGAGUCACUGACAUUCAAACUUCUACUCCAAUCCAAGUCUUGAGUGGACACACUGCAUGCAUUAAUUGUAUAUUCUCACCCGGAGGAUGUACCUUUGUGACGGGAUCGGAUGAUAAAACGGUAAGAUUUUGGGAUUUGAGAGUUCCCGAUUGCUUGCACGCGGUGACUGGGGCCACUAAUUCUAUAACUAAAGGUAAUGCAAUUCAUUGCGCAUGCGUAGAUGAUCACGAAAAAGUACUUAUAGCAGGACACGAAGAUGGAACAUGCCUUUUAUAUGAUAUUAGAGGAAGGAAAAGGUUAGAAAUGCUACGUCUUCAUUAUGACCGUGUGAGCUCUAUGGAGCUCUCCGCCAAUCAAAAAUGUUUAUUGACCAGCUCACAUGACACUACUAUCCGAUUAACUAAUAUAAAAGGCGAUUUGACUAAACUCAAUCUUGUUUCCAGGAAAUCUCCAACAUGUAAUGCCAGUUUUUCUAAAUCAUCAGAAAAUUUUCAAAAUGAAGUUUCAAAAAUUAUAGGGAAACACGAUGAUAAAGUCUUGGGCACCAAAUUGAUUCCCUCUUUUGACUCAAAUAUUAACGAUUCAAGUUCUCCCGAUAACAUUAAGUAUGGCAUCAAUCGGUUUGCAUCAUAUGGGAAAGAUAAAAUGAUUAUGUUUUGGGAAGAUUGAGGAAAUUACUACCAAUGAAAAAAAAUUGUGCAAUAAAAUUAGAAACGAGAGAAAAAUGAAUGAUUCCUUAUACACAAUGGGCUCAUACUUUACCUUCUAAUUGAACAAUUCCCGGACCUAUAAUUUGUCAUAAAU